Molecule: messenger RNA, 333 nt
Organism: Tuber aestivum (summer truffle)
Lineage: Eukaryota; Fungi; Ascomycota; Pezizomycetes; Pezizales; Tuberaceae
Source: the annotation of a GenBank genome assembly
GUAUACCUGACUCCUUUAAUCGGUGGUUUUAUCGCCGACAGAUAUUGGGGAAACAGACGAUCUAUUGUAACCGGGGGUAUAUUGAUGGCACUUGGAGAGUUGAUUAUGUUUGGCUGUGCCUCUCUUUAUCAUACGAUGCCUGAUAUUUCAACCUUCUUGUUCUUUACAGGUUUAGGUUUCAUGAUUUCCGGUAACGGUUUCUUUAAACCAAACAUCUCUUCAAUGGUAGGUCAGCUUUAUCCUAAAAGUGACCGCCGUAUUGAUGCUGCUUACACGAUUUUUUAUAUGGGAAUCAAUGUUGGUGGUGCACUGGGCCCUUUUAUCUGCGGAUAU